AUGUCUCAGUCAUUGGCGUACAGGCAUUGGCUGCGCGCGCUGUCGCUGUGGCCGAAGGACAAACUCAGACCGAAUCUACAAUUCCAAGAUGUGAUGCGGCGACGAAUCGACCAGAGAUUCGACCUCAUCGAGAACCCGGAUGCGAAGAACCCACUUGCGAAAACUGUCGUGGAUGAGAAGGCAGAGCUGGAGCAAGCCAAUGCUGCGUACUCGCUACUGGGCGAUCGGUAUGCGAAAAAGACUGAUGGUCUUGCCGCAGUUUCCCUUAAGCUCCUCCUUCAUGAAGCCGACGAGCAAUCCGGAUUAUUAUGA
This is a messenger RNA of Venustampulla echinocandica, 312 nucleotides long. RefSeq lists its product as uncharacterized. Gene Ontology annotation, biological process: mitochondrial respiratory chain complex III assembly. The transcript has 3 exons. Gene Ontology annotation, cellular component: mitochondrion; Cbp3p-Cbp6 complex. Gene Ontology annotation, molecular function: ribosome binding. The record is from RefSeq and is a predicted model, not a curated record. Lineage: Eukaryota; Fungi; Ascomycota; Leotiomycetes; Helotiales; Pleuroascaceae. Bases 1 to 312 code for a protein of 103 amino acids.